AUGACGAUGUUGAUGUUGACGAUUAUGAUGACGAUGAUGCUGACGAUGAUGCAAGUUAACAUUUUCUUGGCAUCGACGUUGAAUAUCCUUUACCAACUUUAUGACAGGAAGCUUUAUUCGUUGAAGCGAGAAUGUGUUAAUGCUACUCAACCUGCCAAUGUAAAAGUGUUAAGCAAUCUUAGAGGAAUAGGUGACGUCAUACGGUACAACUGUGACGUAGGAUACACAGAGAUGCAUGGGAAACCUGUUGUCGCCAAAUGUCUUGAAAAUGGAAAAUGGAAUGCUACUGUACAGUGCUUAAAGGUAUGUGAUGAGCCUUUCAUCAGAAACGCCGCUAUAUCCAGUGGUGGAACAACUGAAGGAUCAGUCAGAACUGUGACGUGUAACGGCCAGACAACGAUUGAUGUCAACACUGUGACGUCAGACAUUGAGUGUAUGUCGGAUGGAUCCUGGAAUCCGGAUAUCACAUGUACCAAGUUUAACAGUGUAAUAUUUAAGGUUGUAGCUGGGAAUGGGAAAAGCGCACUUAAUGCCUGGAGAAACGGUACUGAAUCCACAAGUGAUAAGUCAUGCAGAAACAUUUCCAAUACGAAUUGCACCCACCAUUACAGAGAUCCAAGAAUUGACGAAUGGGAUACUUUAAAUGUUACAAAGGUUAGAUAUUCCAUUUAUAAAAACGCCACUGAAGUUGCUUGGGUAGACUUCAACGGAACCGGAAGCAGUAAAAUGGAUUGGUUCCAGAAAGAACGUGUAAUUGAUUCAAGCUAUACUGAUUUGACCCAAACGUCAAGAACUAAUUAUUUUGGAAUUGUUCCUGGUGUUUUAAAAAGACACUUCUAUGCCAGUGCUUUAUUUAACACUUGUGAAGGGGACAAACUUUGGUUUUGCACUAUUGACGGAGAACCGGUUUGCUGGUAUGACCAUGGAGCUAUACCAAAUAUUAUUUAUUCAACCCGCAAGACAAUGGUCACCUCAACACCAGGAGAUGUCAAAGAACUGGAUUUUGCUGAUGCCGCUACAGUGACAAUAAAUAACUGAAUUGUUGACCAAUUUCUGUUUGCUCACUCUUGCCUUUGUGAUGGGUGAUGAUAUGUCCGUCGUCCGUCGUUUUUCGAUACCUAAAAUUUAUUUAAACAACAUUUCUUCCUAAACUAUGAGGUUAACAUUGACUAAACAUAACAUGCAUCUAUCUUUACAUUCAUAAGUUUCAGUUUUUAUUUCCAGCACAUAGGCCAAGGAAGCAAUUCUACUUACAAAAUAAUGAUAUGCUUUUUUGAAAGACUGCGUGUCCAGUCCAAAACUUUGUCAUUUAUGACUGGAUUGUGAAAUAAAUUUGCAUUAUUUUGUAGAAAUUGAGUUAAUGUGUCGCACGCUAGACUAUGGUUUUUAGCUCAAAGAUCUAAAACUAAAUUUACUUGAUUUAAAGGCCAUUCGAAUGUGAUUACAUUUGGCAUUUAUCUUUCACUGAGUGCCCAAAUACGCAUGAGAAGUUAUACCGAUUAGUUUUGUAAAAUUAAUCUUUAAGGGAAAUAAUCCAAAUAAAUACAAUGUAAAACCUGACAUCAUUAAUUUCCUUAGGACCUCUUGUCGUGUGUUUGAAUUUAUGAAAUAAUGUCAAUAUAGAUUUAAGUUCUAGGUGUGUUGACGAUGUUAAUUAUAUAUAUUAAGUAUAAUAGAAGUGUCAUGACAAUAAUUGUAGAUAAACAUUUCAUUAAUUCAAAAUGCAUUGGUGUGUAUGUGUAAGUGUUGGUGUGUGUGUGCGUGUGUGCAUGCAUGCGUGUGUGUCCAGUCAACAAUCCUAACAAUCUAGGAUGGAAUUUUACGUACCUUUGUAAAAUGUUUUGUAUUAAUUAAGUAAACGCGAAAUACAUAAGAUUAAUAGUUCAAAAGUUAGCAUAUGAUUGUGGUAUGUGCUUUAAUGAUUUAUUCAUAUGUAUAAUUCGAAAUAUUUAUAGUGUUGUGAUGGGUGGUUUUGUGUGGAUGUUUUGAAAUAACCGAACGUUAUAGCAUGUAUUUUGUAUAACAUAGCUAGUUCUUAUUAUGGCUGCAAAAUGUAUUGUUUAUAUUAGUCAUGAUUUGCUAUUUAUGAAUGUAUGUACGAGUAUAUGAAUAUUCAUUAAUUAUAUCAUAGUUUGGGGACCUUUCUGUUGAAAAUGUGACAUAGUUAAAUCGUAUACAUAUACGUGCACAGUGCGUUAACUGGAGUGCAUGUAUUAGUUAUCCACACUCCAGAGCAUGCCCAUUGAUUGGUUCAUUUUGUCCUGGGUUUACAUAUUGUAACGACAGAGAAAGGAAUAGCGAUGGAAAUAUCAUAUUCAGAUGCUCAUCCAUUGGUUACUUUUUUGUGGGGUUUCAUAUUGUGGUAUCAGGGAACGUGUUUUUUAUGUUUGACUAUGAUACAAAAAAGAAAGAACAUCAAAACACUCGACAAUCUGAUUUAUACUCUGGGAGCUACGCCCCCUCGUAAAAAUCAGAUAGACUCGUGUUUCGAUGUUUUUUCUAUUACAUCCCUUAAAAUGUAUUUAUUUAAAUUAAACCAAUUUAUUGAUGAACAUCUGUUAAGUUAGAUACUUGCCUGAAAGUAUUGAACUAAUGUUGAUAUAAUUUUUCGUUUGUUUUAAUGUUUUUGAUACUUCCUUUUUAUGAUUAUUGUUUUUAUUAUUGUUAUACAUAUAGUUCGUAAAGAAAAGCUUGAAGUACUAAUUUUGAAUGAGACUAAAAAAAGUGUUUGAGCACCAAACUACUUAUCGUACUCCGGUAUAUACAGAACAAGGCGCUUUAAUGAUUAAAUGCUUAAAUCUCGCAUUUUCAACCGCCGAAAUGCACAUAAAAUGUCUAAUUCAUCUCUUCACACCUAUAUAUAAAUAUAUAUAUGGUUUGGCCACGAGUUACUAAGUCGAUUUAGUUAUCUCAUGGCCACGACUUAGCUAUCUCGUGGCCACGACAUAGUAUCUCGUGACCACGACAUAAUAUCUCGUGGCCACGACUUAGCUAUCUCGUGGCCACGAUUUAGUAACUCGUGGCCACGACAUAGUAUCUCGUGGCCACGACUUUGUAACUCUUGGCCACGACAUAGUAACUCGUGGCCACGACAUAGUAUCUCGUGGCCACGACUAAGCUAUCUCGUGGCCACGACUUAGUAACUCGUGCGCACGACUUAGCUAUCUCGUGGCCACGACUUAGCUAUCUCGUGGCCACGACUUAGUAACUCGUGGUCACGACAUAGUAUCUCGUGGCCGCGACUUAGCUAUCUCGUGGCCACGACAUAGUAUCUCGUUGCCACGAGAUAAAUAAAAACACACUAAUGUCACCUUUGUGUCACCAUAGAAAUGUCCAUCAAACAUUGACAGAAGAAAUAUGUUUGUACUGUAAAAAUGAUAAGUAUUUUAAAGCAAAUCAUGAUCAUUCAGUUUAAUGUAGACUGAUUCUAAAGAUGUGGAGCCAAACUUUGAUAACAAGAAUGUAUGCAAUAAUCUUCCUUAAUAUGGAGAUUUCUAUAAUUCACGUUAGGCUAAUUUGAAUUUGAUAAAGAAAGGAACACGAUAGAUCAACGGUAUGAACCUUAUGGUGUCUCACAUUUAUUAUUAAAGACUUUGUUUGUAUCGUUAUAUUGUUGUCAUAGAAAUUGUGGCGUCCCUAUAGCAAAAAAAAUGAUACCUUUUAGAAAUCAAUAUAUCCGUUGAAAACAUGAAGAUGACCCCCACCUCAUUGAUUUAAGAUAAAGGUAAUGUACUUCAUAUUUUGCUACAAACCAUUUACAUGUAAUUUGUUUUGGUAUACCGAUAACAUAGCCUAAAGCUGGCAAUAAUAUUGUAUACAUGAAGACAUUAUGAUAACGUAUUGAAUUCAAAGCUUAUAUUAUCUUGUUAAACAAUGCUCUACAUCAAACCUUAUUUCAGUCUACAAUAUCUGCGUAAGCAAAAAAUCUUAUAAAAUGAAAAAAAACAAAAACAAAACAAAAAAAA
Messenger RNA from Ruditapes philippinarum (Manila clam), 3965 nucleotides. RefSeq lists its product as uncharacterized. The coding region runs from base 1 to 1038 and encodes 345 amino acids. The transcript is spliced from 7 exons. NCBI's taxonomy places the organism in Eukaryota, Metazoa, Mollusca, Bivalvia, Venerida, Veneridae. The record is from RefSeq and is a predicted model, not a curated record.